AAAAAUUAAGAUUGAUAGUGUGAUUAGAAAGGAAUGGAGGGAAGAUUUGUUUAAUUUUGCUAAUAUUAUUUUUAAUUCGUUGCGAAUUCAAAAUGAUGAUACCAUUUUCCCUCCUUUUCCGAAGGUUUAUUCAAAACCCGAGUAUCUAGGGUUUCAAUACUCUUCUACUGUAUACAGCUCUCCACGUCUUUCGCCAUUCUUCUUCACUACCAAAUCCUCUUUCACUGCUCCAAAAACCCACCUCUCAGAUACAACUUCCAUUUCAUUCUGUUAUUUCAAAAUGAAUGAAAGCCGAUCGCAGCUCCUUCUACUUCCAAACCAGCUUGACCCUUAUGGGUUAAUGCUUUCAGAAUCAAUCGAACGGUUUUUCGAUGAAUAUCGAAAAGGGGUUACUGAUUUCUCUAGUUUCAUUCCCAUUUUCUCUCGUUUGCUCAGAAAUUUGCCCGACCCACCGGUGGCCGUUGUCUGGUUUUACUCUGCUUUGACGUUUCACACCGCUAAAUCCGCAGCUAGAGGUUCUUCGGAGAAGCUGCUGGCAGUUAAGGAUUUAUUCCAACUUCUUGUUUCUUGCACGGCGUCGUCCUGUGCCUCGAAAAGAAUCGCGGUGCUGGCCCCGGUUGUUUACUGUCUGUUUGAUUUAGUUGUCGAGAAGAAAACGUCCAAGGAAGAGGCUGAGAAUUUGAUCGACGGGGUUGUUAGUUAUAUCAGUAUUUGCUGUGGUCAAGAGUCCGAGGAGGACGGUUGUUCCUUGGGGUUUGGUCCUUAUUUUCUGGAUUUGGCCCGUGUCUGGAUGGUGGACAAACCUGGAGAAGAUUUGAAGGGGUUUCUCCCUCUUGUUAGCCAUGAAAUUUGUCAAGGUAUCAGUAUCAACGGUGGGGUGGGCUACUUUGCUGGGAUCGUUAUGUUUGAAGCCUUUUUGUUUAGGCUGUGCUUGAAAUUUUCCUCUCGGAUGUCAAUGGUAGAACUGCAAAAUGAACUCCACAGCCGGGCGGUCCAAAUGAUUGCUGGGUUUCGUAGCUGUCACUUCUAUGAUAUUUUCCUCAGGAUGCUGCUGCAGUCAGUUUUGCCAACUACCUAUUUGUUGGGUUCUGCAGAUGAAGUUCUUCUGCGAGAAGUAUUAUAUGAUGCUGCGAUGAUACCAGAGUACCCAUUCCUUAAACUUCAAUUUGGAACUGAACGACCUGUUGCCGAUUUAAGAACUAUUUGUUUGAAUUGGUUAUUUGUUGCUGAUAAUGGUAUUCGAUCCUUUAGAGACACUGGAAAUCUGACUAAGGCUAUGUCCUACAUAAAUGCCUUCCGCAAUUCUUGUUGGCCCUCUCAGUUGAUCAAUUGGAUCAGAAACCAGCCAGGCUUCAGCGAGAGGAUGAGUCAACCAAACAUCUCCACACCCACGGCUCUUAUUGAAUGGCUUCUGGUAUUAGAAGAUCAAGGGGUGAGAGUGUUCGACCAUUUGAACUCCAAGCUCAGAGCCAGAGAAAUCAUUUGCAAGUCAGGAGCUGAGUUUCUACAACCAGCAAAAAUUUCAGAUGGCAAGAACCUAGAUGUUAAUUUCUUUAACAAUGCCACAAAUGUGAUGGAUGAGGAUGCCUCUGUUGGUGACUUUGACAUGGUUGAUUCAAUGGCUACAGCAGCAGUACAAGCAACAUCCAUCACCUUAAAUGGAAAUGGGUUUGAAAAUGGAAGAAAAAGGAAGGAAUGCAUGAAUGACAAAGGGGACAUGAGGGUAAAGUUCCUUAGGCAACAUCUCCAUGACAAUCCACUCAGAGAGAAAUCUUUGCCACUGGUUUGAUUUAGGAAUCCAUCCCUUCACUGACGCUACCCUGAAGUUAUAUAUAUAAUAUAUAAAAUAGACAUUGUCUGUAACAAAAUCUAUUAUACUAUGGAGGAAUUUUGUGCCUGCUCUCUGCAGCCAGCCUCUCGGCUUUUUACAUUUUCAUUUUGUCAGGCAAUACGGUCUUGAGUUUAGAUUCGUCAAAUCGAUUGUGUAAACUUUUACAUAUAGAUUUGAUCAGAUGAUAUCCAAGGCAAGGCCAGUAGGUAGGUUGUAAACGAUGGAAGAUUUGCCAUUAUACAUAUGGUGUUGAAGAA
Messenger RNA from Benincasa hispida (wax gourd), 2088 nucleotides. RefSeq names its product SNF2 domain protein. The record is from RefSeq and is a predicted model, not a curated record. Lineage: Eukaryota; Viridiplantae; Streptophyta; Magnoliopsida; Cucurbitales; Cucurbitaceae.